Messenger RNA from Microtus oregoni (creeping vole), 1082 nucleotides. RefSeq names its product olfactory receptor 51E2. Bases 120 to 1082 code for a protein of 320 amino acids. Gene Ontology annotation, cellular component: membrane. Lineage: Eukaryota; Metazoa; Chordata; Mammalia; Rodentia; Cricetidae. Gene Ontology annotation, biological process: G protein-coupled receptor signaling pathway. Gene Ontology annotation, molecular function: olfactory receptor activity; G protein-coupled receptor activity. The record is from RefSeq and is a predicted model, not a curated record. The transcript is spliced from 2 exons.
AAGAGACCUGCUCCUGAAAGAAAGAGCCAGAUCCAGCUGCCUCCUUGAGUAGAACUGUCCUGUUCUCAGGCUGUCACUGUGACCUCGCCCUCUCCAGACCUCCCCACUUGGUGUCAGCGAUGAGCUCCUGCAACUUCACACAUGCCACCUUCGUGCUAAUAGGAAUCCCAGGCCUGGAGGGAGCUCACUUUUGGUUUGGCUUCCCCCUGCUUUCCAUGUAUGCCGUGGCACUGUUUGGAAACUGCAUCGUGGUGUUCAUCGUGAGGACGGAGCGGAGUCUGCAUGCACCCAUGUACCUUUUUCUCUGCAUGCUGGCCGCUAUCGACCUGGCUCUGUCCACAUCCACCAUGCCCAAGAUCCUCGCCCUCUUUUGGUUUGACUCCCGGGAGAUUACUUUUGAUGCCUGUCUUGCCCAGAUGUUCUUCAUUCAUGCUCUCUCGGCAGUUGAAUCUACCAUUCUGCUGGCCAUGGCCUUUGACCGCUAUGUGGCCAUCUGCCACCCACUGCGUCAUGCUGCUGUGCUCAACAAUACAGUGACAGUUCAAAUCGGCAUGGUGGCUCUGGUCCGGGGAUCUCUAUUCUUCUUUCCGCUCCCACUGCUGAUCAAGCGGCUGGCCUUCUGUCACUCCAAUGUGCUCUCCCAUUCCUAUUGUGUCCAUCAGGAUGUGAUGAAGUUGGCCUAUACAGACACACUGCCCAAUGUAGUCUAUGGUCUAACUGCCAUUCUGCUUGUCAUGGGUGUAGACGUCAUGUUCAUCUCCUUGUCUUACUUUCUGAUUAUACGAACAGUUCUGCAACUGCCUUCCAAGUCGGAGCGAGCUAAGGCAUUUGGGACCUGUGUAUCACACAUUGGUGUGGUUCUGGCUUUCUAUGUACCACUCAUUGGCCUAUCAGUGGUACACCGUUUUGGAAACAGCCUAGACCCCAUUGUGCAUGUUCUCAUGGGGGAUGUCUACCUGUUGCUGCCUCCUGUGAUUAAUCCCAUCAUCUACGGUGCUAAGACCAAGCAGAUCAGAACUCGAGUGCUGGCUAUGUUUAAGAUCAGCUGUGACAAGGACAUUGAAGCUGGAGGAAACACGUGA